Molecule: messenger RNA, 697 nt
Organism: Panicum hallii
Lineage: Eukaryota; Viridiplantae; Streptophyta; Magnoliopsida; Poales; Poaceae
Product: cortical cell-delineating protein
Exons: 1
Coding region: 89-475 (128 amino acids)
Source: RefSeq, a predicted model, not a curated record
AGGAAACCAUCCCCAAAGCACACGAGCACGCAGUAGCACAGUGUCUCUACUCCUUGCUCGCGGCACGAUCGCACAGCACAGACCAACAAUGGCUGCCAAGCUUGCCCUCUUUCUGGCCCUGAGCCUCCUCUUCGCCGCCUCCGCGCACGGCUGCGCACCCUACUGCCCAGGCCCCGUCGUCCCGACGCCGCCGGUCGUGCCGACGCCGUCCCACAGCCACGGGCGCUGCCCGAUCGACGCGCUCAAGCUCAGGGUGUGCGCCAACGUGCUGGGCCUCGUCAAGGUCGGCCUGCCCCAGUACGACGAGUGCUGCCCGCUGCUGCAGGGGCUCGUCGACCUCGACGCCGCCGUCUGCCUCUGCACGGCGAUCAAGGCCGACGUCCUGGGCAUCCACCUCAACGUGCCCGUCAGUCUCAACCUCAUCCUCAACAAGUGCGGCAAGAUCUGCCCGGCCGACUUCACUUGCCCUCAGUGAGAUGGGGGAGCUGAUCGAUUGAGAUAAAGCCAUCAUCCAAGGAACCUAGGCUUGUCUAUCUACACUCGCGUUUCAACGGCGACAUGUCUUGUUAAAUGAUCAAUAAGUUUGUUAUAAAUUCUUUCACUGUACCUUUUUUUGCGAGGAACCUUUUGAAUUGUAUACUUGUAUGGAGUUGUACUACCAUUUUUAAUUGUCAAUGAUUCCGGCGUUAAUUAACAA